AUGCUGCGGAUCCUGUGUCUGGUGCUCUGCGGCCUGCUGACCCACACACGAGCUGACCCUGGGGCACUGCUGCGGUUGGGCAUGGACAUCAUGAACCACGAGGUCCAGAGUGCCAUGGAUGAGAGUCAUAUCCUGGAGAAGAUGGCAGCCGAGGCGGGCAAGAAACGACCAGGAGUGAAACCUAUUAAGGGCAUCACAGAUAUGAAGGUGAAGGAUGUGAAGCUUCCUGUCAUCACACUGAGCUUCACGCCUGGGGUGGGCAUCUUCCAGUGUGUAUCCACCGGCAUGACCAUCACUGGCAAGAGCUUCAUAGGUAAGAACAUGGAGAUCACUGUGGUCCUGAACAUCACAGCCACCAACCGGCUUCUGCAGGAUGAAGAGACGGGCCUCCCCGUGUUCAAGAGUGAGGGCUGUGAGGUCAUCCUGGGCAGCGUAAAGACUAACCUUCCUAGCAACAUGAUGCCUAAUGUUAUCAACAAGUUCCUGGACAGCACCCUGCACAAAAUUCUCCCUGGCCUGAUGUGUCCAGCCAUUGAUGCAGUCUUGGUGUAUGUGAACAAGAAGUGGGCCAACCUGAAUGAUGCCAUGCCUAUAGGCCAGAUGGGCACUGUUAAGUAUGUCCUGACAUCCAUACCAAAUACCACGGCCAACUACAUCCAAGUGGAUUUCAGUCCUGUGGUGCAGCAGCCAAAGGGCAAUACCAUCAAGCUUGCUGAUACCGGGGAGGCCCACGAGUUCCCCGACGACUAUGCUGAAGGCUCCUCACAGCUGCUGCUCUCAGCCGCCUUCCUCACAGCAGAGCUUGCCCUUUUGCAGAAGUCAUUUGAUGUGAACAUCCAGGAUAAGAUGAUUGGUGAGCUGCCCCCACAAACCACUAAUACAUUGGCAGGCUUCAUCCCUAAAGUUGCUGAGGCCUAUCCCAAGUCAAAGCCCUUGAUGACCCAGAUCAGGAUAAACAAGCCCUCCAAGGUGACCAUGAAGGCAGGCAAGAGCCUACUGCACUUCCAUGGCACGCUGGAGAUGUUUGCUGCUCAGCGGCGGGGCAAGGCUCCUGUGUCUCUCUUUCUCUUGGAAGCUCACUUCAACCUGAAAAUUCAGUACUCAGUGCGUGAGGACCGGCUGCAGAUAACUACCUCUCUGAACAGAUUACUGAGCCUGUCCCGGAAGUCCUCAUCGAUUGGUGCCUUUGAUGAGAAGGAACUGACUGGCUUUAUCACUGAUUUUCUCCAAGAAGCCUACAUCCCAGCUGUCAAUGAUGUGCUCCAAGUUGGGCUCCCGCUUCCAGACUUUCUGGACAUGAAUUAUAACCUGGCAGAGCUGAACAUAGUAGAGAAUGCCCUGGUGCUGGACUUGAAGCUGGGCUGA
Molecule: messenger RNA, 1365 nt
Organism: Pteropus alecto (black flying fox)
Lineage: Eukaryota; Metazoa; Chordata; Mammalia; Chiroptera; Pteropodidae
Gene: BPIFB6
Product: BPI fold containing family B member 6
Exons: 15
Coding region: 1-1365 (454 amino acids)
Molecular function (GO): lipid binding
Source: RefSeq, a predicted model, not a curated record